This is a messenger RNA of Notodromas monacha, 3698 nucleotides long. NCBI's taxonomy places the organism in Eukaryota, Metazoa, Arthropoda, Ostracoda, Podocopida, Cyprididae. The record is from the annotation of a GenBank genome assembly.
GUGGCCAAUGGAGGAGAGGAGGAAUGGAACCAUGCCUGGAGGCACUACACCAAGACCAAUUUGGCUAGUGAGAAGACCGCAAUGUUGUCAGCCAUGGCUUGUACUGAAGAAGUUUGGCUUCUCAGCAAGUAUCUGGGGAUGACAUUCGAGAAGAAUUCGACGGUGAGAUCCCAAGACGCUGCCAGAGCAUUUGGAAACAUCGCCGGAUCAGUCAUUGGAAGGUCCCUGUCUUUCGACUAUUUGCUCAACAACUUUGUCUACCUGGAGGAAAAUUUCAACGCCGGAAUUUCAGCCAUGGACAGCUUCAUUAACCCAUUUGCCACCUUCAACACGCCAGCUGAAGCGGCCAGAAUGCGGGCAUUCAAAGAGGAAUACGAAAAUGACCUGGGGUCAGGAGCUCGGGCAGUGGACCAAGCCAUUGAAAGCAUCGAGAUCAACGCCCAAUGGAUGGCUGCUCAUGAGGCCACUGACAGGCAGAAUAUAAGUGCCAUGCAGUUUGCCUCAGGUGUGUUUAUUCUUUUGCUCCCCUGGACUUUGUCCACUUUGAACCUAUCAUUGGCACAACGGAUCCCCACUCAUCUCAAGCCUAUCCACUACAACAUCAGGCUCUUCCCCAGCUUUGAGACCUUUCUAAUAGAUGGCAGAGUCAGCAUUGAAUUGAAGAGCAUGUCACCCAGCAGGAAUGUCACUUUGCAUGCAGUUGACAUCUCAGGGAUAACAGCAGAAACCGUCAGUUUUUGUACUGACUCUGGAAAUUGUACCAAGGUCAAUGAGGUGACCUAUGAAUCUGCUGGUAGCUUCAUGAUUUUCCACCUGGAUCAAGAAACUGAAGUUGAUGUCACAUAUGUGCUGGAGAUCCCAAAUUUUCAAGCUGAGCUUAAUAACAAGCUGAAGGGUUUUUACAGAAGUAGUUACCGACAUGGUGAUGAAACCAGAUGGAUGGGAGCAACUCAGUUUCAAACAGCAGAUGCAAGGAGAGCAUUUCCAUGUUUAGAUGAACCUGGCCUGAAGGCAACAUUCAAGGUGACCCUGGGGAGGAAAGCAACUGAUGGAUGGUCCUCACUUUCUAACAUGGACAUUCUCUCAACCACACCCAUUGAAGGACAAGAUGGUUUUGUAUGGGAUGAAUACCACACAUCAGUGCAAAUGUCCACAUAUUUGGUGGCCUUUGUGGUGUCUCAAUUUGAGUUUGUGCAAAGCCCACUGGACAGCAGAGUAAAGGUUUGGACAAGGCCAGACAUGAUCAACAGAGCAAGCUUUCCAGCCAUUGAAGCAGCCAAGGUGCUCCAAUCCUUUGAAGAAGUGUUUGGCAUCAACUAUGCUCUUCCAAAAAUUGACCUCAUUGCAUUGACUGAUUUUCCUUAUGGUGCAAUGGAAAAUUGGGGUUUAGUGACAUUCAGAGAAGCAUACCUAGUCCUGGAUGCAGAAAACAAAACAGCUUCAGCAAAAGCAGCAAUGGAUGUCAUAUCCAUAAUUUCUCAUGAAUUGGCUCAUCAGUGGUUUGGGAACUUGGUGACACCUGGAUGGUGGAACGAUUUGUGGCUCAGUGAAGGAUUUGCUUGCUAUUUUGAUUACAUAGCCAGCAAAAAGGUGAGACCAAACUGGAGUCUUAUGGAAAUGUUCAUAGUCGCUGAAACUCAGGAUGACUUGCGACAAGAUUCAUUCCCUUCUGCAAAUCCAGUAUAUGCAGAUUUUGAUUCGCAUCAAGGAUCAGACAACCUCAAUGUUUGCAAAGGUUCUCCUCUGAUGCACAUGCUUAGAAGUGAACUUGGACCAGAGACAUUCCAGAAGGGAAUCAACAAAUACCUGGAAAAGCAUCAAUUUGGAAAUGUUCAGACCAGCUUUCUGUGGUCAGAAUUGCAAGAUGCAGCAGAGCAAGACCAGGUUUCAGUUGAGGGACACACUGUUGCUGAUAUAAUGACAGGUUGGGUUGCUCAACCUGGGUCCCCUGUUGUCACUUUUACAAGGAACUCUGACAACUCAGCAACUAUAAAUCAGACAAGGUUUUUGCUGGAUGUCAAAAUUCAUAAAGAAAACAAACAAGAGGAACCACCUAUCUGGUUUGUUCCUUUAAACUUCAAUGCAAAAUCAGAGGAUUUCCAAAAUCUCAAAGCAAGCAUGUGGUUGACCCAAGAGAACCCUGCAAUCCUCCUCACUGCUGAGGACCUUCCAAGUGGUAUUCCAUCCUGGGCCCCAGAUGUCAAUAGCAACAAUUGGAUUAUCCUGAAUCCUAAGCAAGCAGGGCUGUUCAGGGUGAAUUAUGAUGAGCAGAGUUGGACAAUGAUCAAUAACCAACUCCAAAUGAACUAUUUGGAAAUCCCAGCAGAAAACAGGGCACAGGUGCUGGAUGAUGCCUUCAAGUUGGCUCAAGCAGGAUUGUUAUCUUAUCAAACAGCUCUUACUCUGACAGAAUAUCUUGUCGAAGAACAGUCCUAUCUACCAUGGAGAGCUGUUGUCAACAACUUGAACUACCUAGAUGCCCGCAUGCUUUCUUCAAAUGCGUAUCCUCUUUAUAAGAGCUACAAGCAACAUUUGCUGGAGCAGCAUUACAAGCCACUUCCAUCCAUAACAAACACACCCUCCAAUUAUGAUGACAUAGAUGUACUGAAUGUGUUUCAAGAUGCCUUGAUUCAAAAAAGUGCUUGUGAGGUUGAUUUCCCAGCAUGCAGCACUGAUGCCAGCAACCAGUACAAGAGCUGGAUGGAAAAUUAUGAAAGCCUAGAGGACCCUGACACCCCUGUCUUUGAUCCAAAUGUGAAAUCAAUCAUUUAUUGUCAUGGUGUGAAGAAUGGAAAUGCUCCUGAAUGGGAGCAAGCAUGGAAACACUUUUCAAGGUCUCAAAUUGCAGCAGAGAAAAAUGAGAUGCUUUCUGCCAUGGCUUGCACCGAAAAUGAAGAUCUUUUGAACAGUUACAACACAGGCGUAUACAGAAUAAGUAACUUCGUCCAACCUUUCGGAUCAGCGCUGAGCACUGUUGAAGAAGCAGAAGAGAUCCUGAGGCUCGCCGAAAGUCACUCAACUCAAUUGGGGAAUCAAAUCGUGACAUUCGAACAAACUGCUGAAUCAAUUUUGAUCAAUGCCAAAUGGUUCGCCAACUACGAACCUGUCGUGGCUUCGUGGUUGCAAUCAAAACAUUUCUCAAGUAAACAAGUUGGAAAUAUUGUCUUAGUUGACAUUUAGAAAUCAAAACUGAUUGGCUCAGUUGAAGAGCAUCAUCGAUGGAAUCUUUUUUUCUUUCAGCCUGUGUCGAAAAAAAAAGGGAAGGAAGAAUUUUAGGCGGCGUGUGAGAAUUAUUUAAAAUUUAAAUUCAGUCUUCGAUUAAGACAUCGGUUCAAAAGAAUCGCAUUUUCUGGAGGGAUUAUUCAAAAUUCAAAUUUCAAGACAGGUGUGAUGAUACAAAUCGAAGCGGAUAAAGGUCAUCAAACAAGGCUUCCCAGAUUUUUUGUUUCAUUUUUCAGCUGAAAAUUGCAACUAAAUGUCAAGCUAUAUGUAACCUAUUGAUUACAUAUUCCGUUGCAAACCACAUUCAUGCAAUUAACCCGCUCACCUUCUUUCCAAAAAUUCAGAAAAAUUGUUCAGACGUGACCACGUGAAUCCUAAUUAAGACACGCACACGUAAAUCAGUACUCUUCACUUUUUUGAAUUACCAUUUCAUUUAUUAUGCUAGCCAUACUUCAUAUAGUUCAAAGAAUACGCGC